Molecule: messenger RNA, 1755 nt
Organism: Postia placenta MAD-698-R-SB12
Lineage: Eukaryota; Fungi; Basidiomycota; Agaricomycetes; Polyporales; Adustoporiaceae
Exons: 9
Coding region: 1-1755 (584 amino acids)
Cellular component (GO): endoplasmic reticulum
Molecular function (GO): protein disulfide isomerase activity
Source: RefSeq, a predicted model, not a curated record
AUGCAGCUACCGUCUUCGCUGCUCGUUGCUGCGCUAGCCCUGACCGUCUCGGCACUCCCGGUCGAGUCCACCGAGCUUCUCGUUCUCAACCCCGACAACUUUGAUUCGACCGUAGCCAAGGGUGUGUGGUUCGUCGAACACUUCUCACCGUACUGCGGGCACUGUCGCAACUUCUUGCCAACGUGGACACAGCUCGUCGACAAUGUUCAAAAUCAGACGGACCCAGGUAUACACCUGGCCCAGGUUAAUUGCGCCGUUGACGGUGACCUCUGCAAGCAACAUGGCGUCGACGGCUACCCUCAAAUGAACCUAUAUAAGGACGGGAAGUACGUCGAGACGUACAAGGAGUCUCGGGCGUACGACCUCCUCACUGCAUACCUUUCUAAAUAUGCUGAGCCAACCUCGAUACCUGAGCCCGAGCCCGCACCGGCCCCGACACCCACACCCAUUCUACAAGUGAACACGGCCCCCGAAAUCAGGGAUCCAGCUCCCUUGGGCCAACCGGAGAAGGAUCUCAACCCGAAUGGUGCAGUACUUUCAUUGAACCCCAAGACAUUCAAAGCAGCAGUCGACGAGGGCAAGGUAUUCGUCAAGUUCUUCGCCCCCUGGUGCGGGCACUGCAAGAAGCUGGCGCCAAUCUGGAAGCAGCUCGCGGCGAAGAUGCAGCACAAGCUCACGAUCGCAGAGGUGGAUUGCGACGCGCAUAAUGCGCUGUGUCAUGCCGAAGGUGUCGCAGGCUUCCCGCAGCUCGUUUACUACGCUGGCAAUGGCGGCGGGAAGACCGAAUAUACUAACGCCCGCAAGCUCGACCAGCUGAAGGCGUUUGCAGACAAGGUUUCUGGGCCUGUUGUGCAGACGAUGGAGUUUGCUGAAUUUGCUGACCGUGUUGCCGAGCAUUCCGUGCUGUAUCUGUUCUUGCACGCCCCGUCUGAUACCCGUUCGGUGAAUCAGGUACUGAAGGCCUCGCAAGUCCUAUUCGGUUCUCCACCAGUGUAUACCUCCGACUCCAGUCUGUUCUAUGAUUAUUUCAGCGUACAGCCGGGUUCUUCGGUCGUCCUCGCUCUAAAGGACCAUGACCCUGCACCCGCAGCCGUUUACACAAUUGCGUCUACUAACCAGCACGAAGCCCUCGUGAACUGGUUCCUGCGCAACCGCCUUCCCGCGAGCAUGGAGCUCGACUCUGACACGUUCCAAGAAGUCAUGAACGCGCCCCACAAACCGCUCGUCGUACUCGCAGCCGCACCCAAGGCGCAGCUCGCCGUGACCGCGGGCGCGGUACAGAAGAUUGCGAGGCAAUGGCGCGACAGUAAGGGUGAUGCGGGCAUCACCUUCGUCUGGAUGGACGCGGACAAGUGGGCCGACUGGCUGAAGAGCAUGUACGGCGUCAAAGCGAAGGACAUGCCAAGCGUUGUCGUCGCGAACCAUUCGCGUCUCGUAUACUACAACGUAGACCAGUUUGGGCAACCCAUCCAGCUGACGUCGACGAGUAUAUUCUCUACCAUCGCCGGGGCUAUGAGUGCAACGAUCCCAUACAAGCACUCAGAGAACGCAGUGGAGCGGAUGGCAAGAUAUUUGAACGGCAAGCUGACUUCUGCAGAGGUCUAUGUUACAACGUACCCUUGGCGUACCGUGUUUUUUGUCACAACGACACUCGCUGUCAUUUUCUAUGUUUUAAAGAGAUUGGUGUUUGACUAUCCAGAGGGCAGUGACUAUCCUUAUGGCAACGGCAUGCGCAAGGCAGACCGAAUAGAUUAA